UGGCUGCGCCCAUGAAAAGAAAUGCUGAAGAAAUUGUUGAAGGAAAUGUAUCCGUUAAGAAGAGAAAAGCAAAUGAAAAUUUUGAAAAACUAAAUGACUUUGCUCAGUGGAUUCAAAAGAACAACUUUAUGCUAAGUGACAAGGUAAAAGUUUCUCAAGAGGGAAGCUGUGCCCAGUAUGGCCUGGUGGCUGUUGAUGACAUAUCUGCAGAUGAAAUGCUUUUCCAGAUUCCGAGAUCUCUCCUCCUUAAUCCAGACACUUGUGGAAUUGCUAAGUGUCUGAAAGAAGACAGUAAGGAUAUUGCUGGUACGAGUGGGUGGGUACCAACACUGCUGGCCCUUAUGUAUGAGUAUACAAACCCAGAGUCUCCAUGGAGACCAUACCUAGACCUGGUCCCAGACUUCUCGCAGCUCGACCUUCCCAUGUUCUGGAGCAAAUCAGAGCGUGUUGACCUUCUGCAGGGGUCAGGGGUGGCGGAGGCUGUGAGAAGGGAUCUGGCAAACAUGGAAGAUGAGUUCAACAGUGUUGUCAGACCUUUCGUUAGAAAGCACAAGGACAAGUUCAGCCCAGAGUGUGAGAGCCUGGAGUUCUACAAGAGGAUGGUGGCAUUUGUGAUGGCCUACAGUUUCACAGAGCCCUUGGGCUUGGAGGAGGGCGAGGAGUCCGCCAAGACGAUGCCCAUGAUGGUUCCCCUUGCAGACAUUCUGAACCACGUUGCUAACAACAAUGCCCACCUUAAGUUUGAGAAAAAUGCAUUAAAGAUGGUGGCAACAUGCAAUAUUAAGAAGGAUGAGGAGGUGUUCAACACGUACGGGGAGCUUGCCAACUGGCACCUGCUACACAUGUACGGCUUUGCCCAGCCCCACCCACACAACCAUUGGGACACGGUUGAGAUACAGUCGGUCACGAUGUUGGAUGCAAUGACAGCACUUCCUGUCAACACAGGGACUCUCCUGAAGAAGAAGAGGCAGCUCUUGACCAACAUGAGCCUGUAUGGGGAGGAUGUGGGCUUCAUUGUGGGCGUGGAUGGGAUCCUGGAUGAGCUGGAGAUGACAGAAGUCCUUAAGGUUUCGUGUCUGGACGAGGAUGAAGUGGACAGGCGCCUGGCUGAUGAUGGCUGGGAAAGUGAUGAUGAGGAGGAUGGUGAUCCUGCUCUUACAUAUGAUUCAAUGGAUUCAUUGCAAGGGGAAUGGAAAAGUGUUCUAAAAAGGGGUGCAGAGCUGACUUUGGGUCGGUAUGGUAGCGCAAUGUCAGAGGACCAGACAAAGUUGGGGACAAUGGACCUCACCAGCCGGCAGCGGUAUGCCCUCUACACCGUGCAUGGGCAAAAACAGCUGCUCAACACACUUAUCAAUAAAUGUAGCUGACACCAGAA
This is a messenger RNA of Mya arenaria, 1375 nucleotides long. Its product is annotated as N-lysine methyltransferase SETD6-like. Gene Ontology annotation, biological process: peptidyl-lysine monomethylation. The transcript is spliced from 11 exons. The record is from RefSeq and is a predicted model, not a curated record. NCBI's taxonomy places the organism in Eukaryota, Metazoa, Mollusca, Bivalvia, Myida, Myidae. Gene Ontology annotation, molecular function: protein binding; protein-lysine N-methyltransferase activity. The coding region runs from base 12 to 1367 and encodes 451 amino acids. Gene Ontology annotation, cellular component: nucleus.